UCUAAAUUCAACACACCAAAUCCCUAGAUUCGUUCCCACCAAUUUCUCUUUAAUUUGAAAAUUUCCAAAAUCUCUGACAGUUGCAGCAAAUCCGAUUCCUCAGAGAAAUGGGAGAAGCUUCUGGAAUUUCGAAGCUGAUUUCGUACAGCGACGAUCUGGUGAAGGUGUUGAAGGACCAUAGGGACAUCAACAACUUGGCGCAGUGUCUCCAGCACUUCAAGGCCCUCCGCUCCUCCUGCGAUUCCGAUUUCAAUGAAGUCCAGAACUCGCUUCGAGACUAUGAGAUAAAGACAGAUGAAUGCAAGCAGAAAACCGAGGCGGCAAAAUCGGAGGUUGUUGCUGAUGAAGAGUUAGACCGUCUUCAGAGAGAGUUUGAUGGGGAUGCUGAAAUAGAAAGUUCGCUUAUGGAGGAGAUUAGAGUUCUAGGCAACGAGAUUAGUGAGUUUGAACGCCAAAGGAUUUCUGUUCGGGAGAAAAAGCGAAACUUGAAGAGACACGAGCAAGAUGAGUUCAGGGAACAGAGGAAGCUCUCCAUGUAUGCUUCUGUCACAAACAUUAUACCAAACCUGGAAAAUAAGUCGCGUGAUAUGGGUUAUAUUGUGGAUAGCAAUAAGAAAAUUGUUCAGAAGUUUGAAUUUGAUCCAACAAAGAUGACUGCCUCUGAAACAUGUGAUAGCAUUUGGAAGAUGAUAUCUUCAUGAUAUAUCUUGAACAUUUUCCCUUCAGACGGCUUGUAUAAUAUAAUAUUUUCCAUGUUUGUUUUCUUCUUUUAUGCUGUCCUACAGCUUGAUAUCGUGUUUUUGAGAAGUGAUCUUUGGGAGGUUUGUAACUUAUGAUGACAUAUUGUAAAGCACAUUUCAAAGUUGAUUAUCGGGGAUGGUGUUGCUGCCCCUUGGAAACAUAUUGGUUGUGUA
Malus domestica (apple) is the source of this 914-nucleotide messenger RNA. RefSeq names its product kinetochore protein SPC24 homolog. NCBI's taxonomy places the organism in Eukaryota, Viridiplantae, Streptophyta, Magnoliopsida, Rosales, Rosaceae. The record is from RefSeq and is a predicted model, not a curated record. Gene Ontology annotation, biological process: regulation of chromosome segregation.